AUGGCACUGGUGGGCGACCUAGAGCUUCAUCCCCAGGAGACCUCGGCGGUUGGGGCUGCGAAUAGCACCAUGGAUGAGGCACGCCUCUUGGCACACACCGUGGUAGCGUGCUUGUGCCGGGACAAAGACGACACUGACCCGGAGCAAGUCAAGAGGGCUGUCUAUUCAUGGCUGGGCGUUUGGGAGGUCGACAUCAAGGUGGUUCGCCACAAAACGGAGGACUUCCUCAUUGAGUUCGAGUGCCCACACCAUCGUGACACGGCGCUGGAUCUGCGUCGCCUCCCUGUAGGCAACAUCGACAUCAGGAUCAUGCCUUGGCGCGUCCUCCCCUACGGCGACCACUAUGACCUUCGGCACCACGUCUGCAAUUGCCUUGAGGGCAUUCCCCUCCAUGACUGGAACGAAAACAUUGCCAAGCGCAUGACGUACAACCCAUCCGACAUACCAAAGGAAAUGUGGCUUACACUAACCGGGGAUGCAAUGAUAGCACAUGAUGGUCCUACUCCUCCGAGGGGGAGCCGAGGACUCACCAUCAAGGUCCUGGUCCACCUCGACCUCAUUGAGUCCCCAGUGGAUGACUACGGUAGAACCUCAACUCCUGAGCUCAAGUGGCACUAUGGCAUCGUUGACGACGAAUAG
Miscanthus lutarioriparius is the source of this 639-nucleotide messenger RNA. Lineage: Eukaryota; Viridiplantae; Streptophyta; Magnoliopsida; Poales; Poaceae. The record is from the annotation of a GenBank genome assembly.